Messenger RNA from Arthroderma uncinatum, 3147 nucleotides. Its product is annotated as Phosphodiesterase. The record is from RefSeq and is a predicted model, not a curated record. The transcript has 6 exons. Gene Ontology annotation, molecular function: 3',5'-cyclic-nucleotide phosphodiesterase activity. NCBI's taxonomy places the organism in Eukaryota, Fungi, Ascomycota, Eurotiomycetes, Onygenales, Arthrodermataceae. The coding region runs from base 1 to 3147 and encodes 1048 amino acids. Gene Ontology annotation, biological process: signal transduction.
AUGGAUCCAGGCAUGUGUUGGGCCGUCUACCUGGACGACAGGGUCGAGAGGGAGCGCUGGGUAGAUAAGGACGGCCAGCAGAGCCUGACGGAGUCGACUGAGCUGGCCGUCAACGUGGCUCGCAUCCUCAGCAUAUCCAGGCAGGUGUAUAUAUGCAACUCGGGGAUAUCGUUCGCUACCAAGGUCGCCGAGUUGAGUGACUCGAUGACCCCCGACCGUGUCCGCGACGCCGAGGCUGAUAUCGUGCCCGUCCUCGCCUUCAUCGACAUCGCCGUGUCCGGGGAUGCGGAGUCAUCACACAACCGUCGCUCGUCGCUCAAUCUCACACCUCUCCCACAGUCACAGCAGUCACCGCAGCAGCAAUCCUCUGCCAUCUCUCCGUCCACAUCCACCUCCAGACGCAGUCUGGCCUUCUCAUCCGAGUCAGAAGAGCUGUUCGGCCUCCAUCUCCUCUCGCGCUUUUCGGCGGAUAUACAGGCCCGCGAAACACCACACGCCAUCAUUCCAGUCGCCAUUUUGAGAAAUGUACAGCCUCAGUCGUCUACCUCCACGCAUACGCUGCGGAGUGGCAGACAUGUCGAAAGCAGCCAGUCAACAAAGUCAAGCUCGAAACGGCCAGAUGACCGUCAGAUAUAUAGAUGUUUAGACGCAGGUGCCGUGGACGUCUUGGUGUCGCCUAUCGGUCAGACCAGAGUCCACGGGCUGCUCACCCAUGCGUAUCGGAUACGUAAAGCGGCGCUGAAGGAGAAUAGUCGGUUCCUGGCAAUGUCCGGUCAGAAGAUGAGAAAGUAUUCGUGGGUAGGCGUCAGCACGACCGGCGAUGAUGAGAGACCGUAUGCAUAUUUACGAGAGGCCAUGGUCUCGAAACUGAUGAAGAGGAUAUGUAACCCUGAAGAAGCGCUGGACGACUCGUUGAUCAGCGACGUGUGCGUAUCGGAUGAACGCAAGGAGGAAGUCAAGGCUGCAAUUGCAGAAUGGCAUUUCUGUGCUCAUGACUUUACAGAUGAUGAACUUUGUUAUGCUUCUUGUUUGAUGUUUGAACAUGCUUUUAUCAUGCCCGAGUUGAAGCGUUGGAGGAUCAGUCGCGAGGACCUACGAGAAUUCGUACUUUCUUGUCGUGCGGCAUAUAACUCCUUCAUACUCUACCACAACUUCCGUCACGCCGUCGAUGUUCUCCAAUCAACCUUCCACAUCCUCGUACGCAUAGGAGUCUCCGGCCUCCUAACCCCCUUUGAUGCUCUCACCCUCCUCGUCACAGCUCUCGGUCACGACGUAGGCCAUCCCGGAGUCAACAACAUGUUCCUCGUCAAACUCAACGCCCCGCUUGCCCAGCUAUAUAAUGACAGAUCAGUUCUUGAAGCCUUUCAUUGUGCAGCUUACUCGCAAAUAUUACGCCGUCACUGGCCGAGUGUUUUCCAGGAUACCGAGCUGCGGACGCUCAUGAUCAGCUCCAUAUUGGCUACUGAUAUGGGUAUUCACAAUCGCUUUAUUGACGAGCUAGGGAAGAUCAGGGGUAGGUUCCAGGCUGACGGGAGGAAGAUGGACGACUGGGCGGAGAAGGAUAUCAGGGAGUAUCGCGUCCUGCUCUGUGCCUUGGUCAUCAAGUGUGCGGACAUCAGUAACGUGGCACGCCCAUUUAACGUUGCGGAACAAUGGACCGACGUCCUACUGCAGGAAUUUGCUAACCAAGGAGAAAUGGAAGUAAACAUCGGCAUAGAGACGGCCCUGUUUGGUGGUCCUCCCGAGCUAGGCAACUUUAUCAAGAAAGCAAAGGGCCAAGUUGGCUUCAUGGACAUCUUCUGUCUUCCCUUAUUCGACGGAGUAACCGACAUCCUUCCCGAUAUGGCCUUUGCCGCCAACAGCAUACGACGCAACAGGUUCAUAUGGGGUAAACUUAUCGACCACGAGGAAGAGCUGGCGUCCCACAGGGCCCAGAACUGCAGCACACCACGCUGUCAGAGUCCAGACACAACAUGGAGACAAUAUAGGAAGCGGCUGGUAGAGGAAGGCCCGGCGUCCAUGGGAUAUACCAUUCAACAUCGCUCACCGCCGCAGUCACCCAUUCGCUCUCCACCGCAACUUGACGGUGAGGGUGACACGAACGUGCAGAUACCCCCGACAACAUCGACAAACGUCACCUCUAUCAACGGUUUAAAUCACGUCAAUCGUCAAUCGCAACGCUCAGCAGGCCGAUCGUCGGUCCCAAAUACAACUCGCACAAUUGACUCUGGAAGCGGAGGCAGUGGUUGUGGCGGUGGAGUACGCACCCAAAGCGCAAGCACCUAUACGAACAAUACGCUAAUUACUCCGCUCUCUUCCACUACCCAGGCAAGCAGUGUUAUCAGUGCAGGAAGCAGUUUUGAUGAAAAGGAUGGUAACUGUCAGUUAUACCGACACCUCAACUUUAAAUCGGGGACGCAUGCUCCUGAUCGUGAUCGUGAACAUACGGGACUAGAUGGCAUUGCUGCUGGCGGUGUCAGCACUGCUAGCAGCUAUACCUCUAGCCUUGCACCGAAUGAUGAUCAUGAACAUGAACAUGAGAUUCCAUGCCAGGGUAUGUUUGCUGACGAAAACCUUCCAUGUCCAGUCAACGCGUUACCCCCGACAGACGGAGCGGACGCCUACCAUCCUCAGCACUGGUAUGAUCAUGCCGCCAGUAGCAACAGCAGCCCAACCCGCCAGCCGGGCGAGAGACGGUCGAAGUUCAUGAGUGGUCUGUUCGAGAAAAGUCUCAUAAACAAAGACAACAAUAAUAGCAGCAGCAACAACAACAACAACGGCAGUAAUAACCACCCAGCCGGCCUAUCAUAUACGAAAUCUGCCCAAUCGACACCUACCGUACAUAACAACGGCCACAACACACGCGGCCGACGUGGUCCAACAAGUCAUCCUCGCUCAACACCUUCUAGCCCACCAUUACCUCCAUGCAUUCCCUCAUUCGAUAACAAUGCAAAUAACGCUCAUCUCUCGUCCCUACCGCCCAAUAAUGCAACGAUACCUCGACGCCGGUCCCGGCUCCGCCUUGCCUUCUGGCGCCGUUCAAAACCCCAGGGCCCAGGACACCCGCAUUCCCCACCUCAGUCAGACUCUGCCCCGUCGACUACGCCAUCGGUAUCGAGCAUGGUGAGCACAUCAGAUCAUUAUUAG